This is a messenger RNA of Racocetra persica, 443 nucleotides long. Lineage: Eukaryota; Fungi; Glomeromycota; Glomeromycetes; Diversisporales; Gigasporaceae. The record is from the annotation of a GenBank genome assembly.
AUUGUAAACUUGACGUUACCAGAUGGCACUCGUCAUGCUAGUCAGGUUUUGGAAAUUCAAGGCAAGAGAGCGAUUGUUCAGGUGUUUGAAGGCACAUCAGACCUGUUAGGUCGUAUUUUUAAUGGAUCCAGGAAAGCUAUUGAUAAAGAUCCAAAAAUGUAUUUGCAGAUGAUUUUAUAUAUCAAUGGGUCUCUAAUAAAUCCAUAUUCACGUAUCUACCCAGAAGAAAUAAUUCAGACUGAUCGCUGCGCAAAUGUGCUGCCAAGCUGGUCUUGUCAAAAAGUCGACAAGGGUGUGUUUGAUGAUCAUGAAGACAAUUUCCCUAUUUUAAUUGUGGCUGUGGGCGUGAAUAUGGAACUGCUCGUUUCUUUAAGCAAGAUUUUGAAAAGAAUGGAUCUAUGGAACGUGUCUCAUUAUUCUUCAAACUUGAUUAAUGAUCCAAC